GAACAUUACCAAUUAGCUAAUGAGCAUAAUAAUGUCGUCAAACACAUUGAUUAUCACAGCGGCAUGCUUUCCCCUCCUCAUCCUCCUCCUCCUCCUCCUAAACCCUCUUUCUUUAGCAAACAGCACUGACAAUAUUUAUGGCGAUCUUAAUGGGUUCGUCAUUGACGGAUCAUCAAUAAAGCUAAACCAUAACGCAGAGGUUGGUCCGGAAGGCCUCAUCCAGCUGAUCAAUGACACUUCAGCAAGAGAUCUCUGCCAUGUCUUCUACAAAUACCCCUUCCAAUUCAAGAACAAUAAUAAUAGUAAUGGCGGCAGCAACUCUACUACUGUUUCUUCAUUCUCAACCACUUUCGUCUUCACCAUAGCACCCAACGACCAUGGCUUGGACGGCCAUGGUCUGUCCUUCGUCAUCUCCCCCACUAAAGACCUCCCGGGCAUUCACGCCGGUCGAUAUCUCGGCGUCUUCAACGCCAGCAACAGGGGAAACGCGUCCAAUCAUGUGGUUGUGAUCGAGCUCGACACUGCGCACGAUGUGGAGCUGAACGACGUAAAUUACGACCAUGUUGGGAUCGACAUCAAUGGAAUUGAAAGCAAGGAAUCUGCUUACGCUGGUUAUUAUUUGUCAAACUCGUCCGGGGACUACCUUCAGAAAUUAAAACUGGCCAGCGGAAAACCAAUACAAGUGUGGGUGGAGUAUGAUGGCACAGAGAAAGAGCUCGAUGUCACUAUGUAUCCACUUGACAUUAAUCCAAAACCCCGUCGACCGCUCUUAACCUACCGGCAAGAUCUCUCCCCAUUCAUGCGGGAAUCCAAUAUGUACGUGGGUUUCUCUUCCUACGCCCGACUGAGCAGCUCAACGCUUGGAGUGUCGGGGUGGAGUUUUAAGAUCAAUGGCAAGGCUCAAGACCUCAAUCUGUCUCGUAAUCCUCAGCCUUCUUCAUCUCAUAAGAAAAAAAAAUUCCAGCUUCGAAGGAGCACGAAGAUCCUCUUAGCAUCCACCAACAUUGUUCUCCUGCUUGGCUUGGCCUUCAUCUUUCGGAAGUGGAUCUCACCGAGAAGAAAUGAGAAGGAUUUCGAGGAAGUGCUGGAGGAAUGGGAGGUUCAAUAUGGGCCUCACCGGUUCCUUUACAAGGACUUAUUAGCGGCCACGAAGGGCUUCACCGACAAACAAGUCCUCGGCAAAGGCGGUUUCGGCCAGGUUUACAGCGGCAUCUUGCCGUCCUCAGGCACACAAGUUGCGGUGAAGAAAGUUGCCCACAAUUCAAGGCAGGGGAUGAGGGAGUUCGUGGCGGAAAUCGCCACCAUCGGCCGCCUGCGGCACCCUAACUUGGUUUGCCUUCUCGGUUACUGCCGGCGACAGCAAGAACUUCUCUUGGUUUAUGACUAUGUUCCAAAUGGGAGUCUGGACAAAUUCCUCUACGACAACACCAAGUUGAGUUUGAGUUGGUCGCAGAGAUUCAAAAUCAUCAAAGAUGUGGCGUCAGGUCUCCUCUACCUGCAUCAGCAGUGGGUCCAAGUGAUCAUUCACAGAGACAUAAAAGCCAGCAACGUCUUGCUCGACGGCGAAUUGAACGGAAAACUCGGUGAUUUUGGCCUCGCGAAGUUGUGCGAUCGGGGAACUGAUCCUCAGAGCUCCGUUGUGGUUGGGACUCUGGGGUACAUUGCGCCGGAGCUCGCUCGCACCGGAAAGGCGAGCAGGAGCACCGAUGUGUUUGCCUUCGGAGUGUUUAUGCUAGAAGUGGUGUGCGGAAGAAAGCCGGUGGAGCGACGGGCUUCGCCGGCGGAGUUAAAUCUGGUGGAUUGGGUUGAAGGGUGGUGGAGCAGAGGAGCCAUUUUGGAAGCAGUUGAUGAGAGGCUGGGGAAACUGUAUGUGGAGGAGGAAGCAGAGUUGGUGCUAAACCUUGGGCUGCUUUGCACGCAUGCGAUGGCCGCCGCUCGGCCGUGCAUUUCUGAGGUGUUGCGAUACUUGGAUCGGAGUGCUGGGUUGCCGAACAAUCUGAAAGACAUUGGUAGAGACGAGAACCCUGAUUAUAGUUUGGAUGAAGUGGGUGCGACAUCCAAUGAAAGUGUUUCUAUUGCUCCCCUAACAAUCACCGAAGCAUUCGUUUCUUUGGGCCGCUGAUGAUCAAUUGUAGAAAACUCUAUUUCUCACGAGAAAAUAUUUCAAGACUGAAUACUCCACGUUUGGCAUUGGAGGAAUGGAAAGAAAUGGAGAGCAAUUGGAUCUGAUUUUUCGCUUAAUUUUGUUAAUUGAUCAAAUUAAUUGAAAAAAAUUUGUUAAUGGAAGCAUAUACCGAACCAAAUG
Messenger RNA from Malania oleifera, 2305 nucleotides. Its product is annotated as L-type lectin-domain containing receptor kinase V.9-like. The record is from RefSeq and is a predicted model, not a curated record. Gene Ontology annotation, biological process: protein phosphorylation. Bases 20 to 2122 code for a protein of 700 amino acids. The transcript has a single exon. Gene Ontology annotation, cellular component: plasma membrane. NCBI's taxonomy places the organism in Eukaryota, Viridiplantae, Streptophyta, Magnoliopsida, Santalales, Ximeniaceae. Gene Ontology annotation, molecular function: ATP binding; protein kinase activity; carbohydrate binding.